Messenger RNA from Euleptes europaea (tarantolino), 3196 nucleotides. It is a transcript of the gene CD101, whose product is annotated as CD101 molecule. NCBI's taxonomy places the organism in Eukaryota, Metazoa, Chordata, Lepidosauria, Squamata, Sphaerodactylidae. The transcript is spliced from 10 exons. The coding region runs from base 23 to 3196 and encodes 1057 amino acids. The record is from RefSeq and is a predicted model, not a curated record.
AGACUGUCUGUUUCCAUGAUUAAUGGGGCCCAUUCAGAGUUUGACAGCUGUGCUCCUCCUCCUGCUUGGUCUUUGUGCUGGGCAGAGGAUGGUAACUGUUCAGAAGGGCCCUCUUUAUCGAGCAAGAGGCUACCACGUCACCAUCUGGUGCAAUGUCAGUGGCUAUAGGGGGCCAUCUGAGCAGACUUUCCAGUGGUCUGUGUAUCCGUCAUCCGCACCAGAGAGGGAAAUGCAACUCAUCAGCACUGGAGAUUCCAGUUUCCCUUAUGCUUACUAUGCCCAGCGUGUCAGGGCAGGAGAAGUCUAUGUAGAGAGGAUCCAAGGGGAUUCUGUCCUCCUGCACAUCACUAAGCUUCUGGAUCAGGAUGCUGGCAAGUAUGAAUGUUACACACCCAACACUGAAGUCCUGUACUUCGGGAGUUACAGCGCCCAAACAAGCCUGACAGUAAUCUCAGACACACUGUCUGCUACCAUGAAACCACAGGAUUUCAUCCAAGUUGAAGGAGAUUCAUUAGAACUCGUCUGUGAAGUGUCAACAGCAACAGCCCAACACACCCACAUUUCUGUUGCCUGGUACCUUGUUCAAGGAGAUGGAGAAGACCAGGAGAUCCUUUCCCUGUCCAGAGAUUUUGUCCUGAUUGCAGGAUCUUCCUAUAAUCAGAGGGUUUCUUCAGGAGACAUCAGGUUAGACAAAAUUGGGGACAAAAAGUAUAAACUGACCAUUGUUAAGGUACUGCCUUCGGACCAGGGGAAAGUGUAUUGUGAAGCGGUUGAGUGGAUUCAAGAUCCUGAUGGAACUUGGAAAGAUAUCACCCGGAAACAGACAAACAAGACUUCUCUGACUGUCCGGAGCCUUGAUAACAAUAUUUCUGUUACAAUCUCUGUUGAUAAAAGCUCUGUUCUGGAAGGGGAAGUCCUGCAUAUCAAUUGCUCUGUGCAAGCCCAGAAUAUCCAAAACAGAUGGUUCCAGAUGGUGUGGCUUCAUCGUGAGAGGGUGGCUGCUAGCAUUGAUCCACACGGGGCAUUGGCUUUUCCAGAGGACAACGGGGACAGGUACACCAUGGGGAAUCUCCUCGUGAGGAAGCAGAGCAAUGAAAAGUACAUCCUCAGGAUAAACCAGGCGGAACUGAAUGACAAAGGCACAUACCGGUGCGAGGUUUCUGAAAUGGAGAGGUCUUCCAUAGGCUCCCUUGCUGUAAAGAAAAAAAUGUCAUCUUCUGGCACCGACAUAGAUGUGUCACCUAGAGGAAGCCAGUUGAAAUUGAUUCUGUGGGUCAAUGAAGAACGAAUAAUGGAAGGAGAAGCUUUGACCUUCCACUGUAACGCAGGUGUGGCUGAAAAUUCUCUGUCUGUGAAAUGGUGGUAUAUCUCAAAGAACAAAAGCCCUCCAAUGCUCAUAGCUAACAUGGAUCGAGAUGGCAUGUUAAGGAUAGGAACUUCUUACUUGGAGCGCAGCACUCAUGGUGACCUCAGAUUAGAAAAGGUAAACUCUUCUACCUUUACCUUGACCAUCUACAACACUUCAGCUACAGAAGAUUCAGGGCUUUAUCGUUGUGAAGUGACAGAGUGGUUCAAAAGCAGAAGCUGGCAACACACUCAGGAAAUCUCAGCCACUGUUGAAUCACUGGGGAUGAAUUUGAAAGCCGUACUGAUCAGCAGAGUUGCAAAUGUCAAGCUGCAUGAAGAUUUCGAACUGCACUGUCGGCUGUCAGUUAACCGCAGCACCAACAGAGUACCAAUAUCCGUCAUUUGGCAAUUCCAUCCUAGCUCAGCCCAGACGGGCUAUCAGCAAGUGGUGAAAAUCUCUGCAGGAGGCACCGUUGAAUGGGGAUCAGCCCUUCUGCACUUCCAGAAGAAAACCAAGAUUACCAAAUCCCCCUCUUUAUCCCAACUUCUAAUCCACAGCGCUACAUGGCAAGAGGCAGGGAUAUAUAAGUGUGAAGUAGAAGUCUGGAGAAACUCUCAGCAAGCCAGAGAUUCGGGUAUAGCAGCGGCUGCGGUGGUAUCCUCUAAUCCUGUUGAAAUAAAAGUCACCCAACCAGAAAGCAAGCUAAGAGUCAGCCAGGAGAUUAAGCUUUUGGAAAUCUCUACAAACGAUGCUACAGAAAUUAAAUGCGAAAUCAUCUCAUGGAGCAAAGUGGAGUCUCAGUUAGGAGUAUCUUGGUACUUUCAGCCAUUGUCUCCAGUGGGUGCGGUCCCACAGCUCAUUUUAGUUACCAAUUAUAGUAGCAUAGUGGAAUACGGGGAAGCUUUCAGUUCUCCUCAGAAGAAAUCUAGAUUCCAUAGUGAGAAGGUUUCCAGUCACCUGUAUCAGCUUUCUGUUUCGUCAGUGGAUUAUGACGUCAGUGGCACAUAUUACUGUGUAGUAGAGGAGUGGAAGUGGUCAGAGGACAGCGGCUGGUACAACCUUGGAAAGAUGGAAUCAGGCAGAACUACUGUGAAGUUCAAGCCUUCAGAAAAAAAACUACACAUUGAAAAUACAAACCACAGCAUCACUGUCCCUGGAAAUGAGGACGUGACCCUGACGUGUCUCCUCCAGAGCCAAAUAAGCCCCACCUCUCGCUUCUCCAUCAGUUGGUUCAAAGACUCAAUCCACUCCAGUACAGAAACCCUGCUGAAAAUAAAAGACAAUGGCAUCAUUGAGUACGGAAAUGGGAACAUGGCAAGGAGGUUGCGCCCCCACUGUCCUUCUACUGGUGACUUUCAUCUGACCAUACAGGAUGUGGAGGUGGGGGAUUCUGGGCUGUUCUACUGCCGAGUGGAGGAAUGGGACGUCAACUGCAGCACCGCUCAAGUCCAACAAGCAUCAGUUCAGUCAGGAUACAGCGAGCUUGUGGUGCUUCCUCCUGUGUCAACUGAUUCUACAGAGAUCUGUUCUUCUGCACCACUCUUCCAUUUGCUUUUGUUCUACCCUCUGGCAAUGUUCCUGAUUUUGAUGACUGGUAUUCUCUUCUUGUGCUUCAAAAUCAAAUUAAUCCGCCAGAAACCACAGAAUCUGAAAACCAAACAAGGAUUAUGGGGGGAGACUGGGCUCGUGGAACCUGACCAUCUGCAAGUCAGUGGCGAAAGGAGUUUCCUGGAAGCAGAUGCAGUCGAAGUUCGUAAUAUAGUUGAUAAAAUCAGAAUCAAGCUUUUUGUUAUUCCAGCCAGAAAUAUUCCAGGACAUCAUUUGGACAUCUCUAACAGGGCUCUUUGA